Spea bombifrons (plains spadefoot toad) is the source of this 2730-nucleotide messenger RNA. RefSeq names its product phosphofructokinase, liver type (gene PFKL). Lineage: Eukaryota; Metazoa; Chordata; Amphibia; Anura; Pelobatidae. The coding region runs from base 121 to 2463 and encodes 780 amino acids. The record is from RefSeq and is a predicted model, not a curated record. The transcript is spliced from 22 exons. Gene Ontology annotation, biological process: fructose 6-phosphate metabolic process; canonical glycolysis; fructose 1,6-bisphosphate metabolic process. Gene Ontology annotation, cellular component: membrane; 6-phosphofructokinase complex; cytoplasm. Gene Ontology annotation, molecular function: monosaccharide binding; 6-phosphofructokinase activity; identical protein binding.
CGCAGGAAGUAGCACGUUUAACACGGAUUCUACUUAACACAUUGACAGGCGGUGAGCGCUUCAAUACAGCCGGGGCUCCAUUCACAUUCCUGGGUCCGAGAGUUCGGAAAAUCCGCCAAAAUGUCAGCUGUCGAUCUGGAGAAGCUGCGGAUGGCAGGAGCCGGGAAAGCAAUCGCUGUGCUGACCAGCGGCGGGGAUGCACAAGGAAUGAAUGCUGCAGUUCGUGCUGUGACACGCAUGGGUAUUUAUGUUGGAGCAAAAGUUUUUCUCAUAUACGAGGGUUAUGAAGGACUAGUUGAAGGCGGAGAGUGUAUUAAACAAGCCAAUUGGCUUAGCGUGUCAAAUAUAAUUCAGAUGGGAGGAACAAUUAUUGGAAGCGCCAGGUGCAAGGCAUUCACUACUAGAGAAGGACGAUUAUCUGCGGCUUAUAAUCUUGUCCAACAUGGGAUAACCAACCUUUGUGUCAUUGGUGGUGAUGGCAGCUUAACUGGAGCAAACAUCUUCCGUAAAGAGUGGGGUGGCCUGCUGGAAGACUUGGUAAAGGAUGAGAAAAUUACUGAAGAGGUUGCUCAGAAGUAUUCUCACUUAAACAUCGUGGGGCUGGUGGGGUCUAUUGACAAUGACUUCUGCGGCACUGAUAUGACAAUUGGAACGGAUUCUGCGCUACAUCGAAUCAUGGAAGUUAUUGAUGCAAUUACUACGACUGCCCAGAGCCAUCAACGAACAUUUGUGCUUGAGGUUAUGGGAAGGCAUUGUGGGUAUUUAGCGUUGGUGUCUGCCUUGGCAUCUGGUGCCGAUUGGCUCUUUAUUCCAGAGUGUCCUCCUGAAGAAGGCUGGGAAGACUUUAUGUGUGCACGACUUGGAGAGACCCGAAGCAGGGGUUCCCGACUGAAUAUAAUUAUCAUUGCUGAAGGUGCAAUUGACCGAAACGGACAGUUGAUCUCAUCUAACUACGUAAAAGAUCUAGUGGUCCAGCGUUUGGGCUUUGAUACACGUGUAACUGUUCUUGGUCAUGUACAGCGAGGAGGAACACCAUCAGCAUUUGACCGUGUGUUGAGUAGUAAAAUGGGAAUGGAGGCUGUUAUAGCAUUGCUGGAGGCCACUCCCGACACACCAGCUUGUGUAGUGAGCCUGUCUGGAAACCAGUCUGUACGCCUGCCUUUGAUGGAAUGUGUUCAAGUGACAAAAGAUGUGCAAAAAGCUAUGGAUGAAAAGCGAUUUGAAGAAGCAAUUCAGCUUAGAGGAAGGAGUUUUGAAAAUAAUUUGAAUAUAUACAAACUUCUUGCACAUCAGAAGCCCUCAGAAGUAAAGAGUAACUUUAGCUUGGCGAUUUUAAAUGUUGGUGCACCAGCUGCUGGAAUGAAUGCCGCUGUUCGAUCUGCUGUGCGAAUUGGAAUUUCUCAGGGACACACUGUGUACAUAGUGAAUGAUGGCUUUGAAGGCUUGUCGAAAGGACAGAUUAAAGAAGUAGGGUGGCAUGAUGUUGCUGGUUGGCUUGGACGUGGUGGUUCAAUGUUAGGGACAAAGCGUACACUUCCCAAGACAUGCAUGUUGAAGAUUGUGGAAAACAUAAGAAAAUUUAACAUUCAUUCCCUUCUUGUUGUUGGUGGAUUUGAGGCUUAUGAAGGCGUUUUGCAGCUUGUUGAGGCCAGGGGACAAUACGAGGAGCUCUGCAUUGUAAUGUGUGUUAUUCCAGCAACAAUCAGUAACAACGUGCCUGGGACUGAUUUCAGCAUUGGUUCAGAUACUGCUGUCAAUGCAGCAAUGGAGAGCUGUGACCGCAUUAAGCAGUCUGCAUCAGGGACAAAGCGGCGUGUGUUCAUAGUGGAAACUAUGGGUGGUUACUGUGGCUACCUUGCCACUGUGACCGCAAUUGCAGUGGGUGCAGAUGCUGCAUACAUCUUUGAGGAUCCAUUUAGCAUUCAUGAUCUGAAGUCAAAUGUGGAGCACUUGCGAGACAAGAUGAAGACUGAUAUUCAAAGAGGUCUUGUGCUAAGGAAUGAAAAAUGUAAUGAAAACUAUACCACAGAGUUUCUACAUAACCUCUACUCUGCAGAAGGCAAGGGGAUUUUUGACUGUCGGACUAAUGUUCUUGGUCACUUACAGCAGGGUGGGGCACCUACUCCUUUUGAUCGAAAUUAUGGAACAAAGCUUGGUGUAAAGGCAGUUCAGUGGAUCACUGAAAAACUGCAAGAGUCGUACCGCAGGGGUCGCGUAUUUGCUAAUUCUGAAGAUACUGCCAGUGUCAUAGGACUGAAGAAGAAAGUUGUGGCUUUUACAUCUGUGAGUGAAUUAAGAAAAGUGACUGAUUUUGAACACAGAAUGCCCAAAGAGCAGUGGUGGUUUAACUUGCGCCUGAUGCUGAAGAUGUUGGCCAACUAUCAAAUUAGCAUGACCGAAUACGUUUCAGGAAAGAUUGAACAUGUUACACGCCGGACACUAAGCAUAGAAAAGGGGUUUUAGUUUGGAACGUAACCAACAGUCCAUACAUCUCAAUGUGUAAAGGCUAUGAAAAAUAUCUAACAUUGCUCAGUAUGCCUGACAUAUAACCUGAAAUAACUUAAUAGCCAACAACAUAUACAUUCUGUGCCAGAAAAUGGCAAACCAUUUCACAUCAUCAUGUUACAAGUGAAGUUACCUGUAAAUUGUGUUUGUGAUCUCAUUUGUAAUUUGGGUGCAAAGAUGUGUAAUUUUGAUUAAAUAUUUAUAAUAGAUUCCAAUCAAAACAAA